AUGGUACCUCGGUCUGGUUUUCUUACGCUUGUUAAGCGGAAUGGUUCUCCAGGUCAUCCCAGGGGGGUGCAGCAGGCCUCGCAGCGAGUGCGGGAGCGCCGCUGCCGCGCCCUCAGCGCCGGUACUGCUCUUCGAAAGUUCAACAUUGACUUUGUUGUAACUCUGCUGCGGCAGGAAAAUGCUAAAGACAUCUGUGUCAUCAAGCUACCACCAGAAAUGAAGUACUGUGAUUAUUUUAUAAUUGUGAGCGGAUCUUCAACGCGACAUCUCCAUGCAAUGGCACAUUACAUGCUGAAAAUGUACAAGCAUCACAAGGAAGAAAUGGAUCCUCGUACUCAGAUUGAAGGGAAGGAGACAGAUGACUGGCUGUGCAUUGAUUUUGGUAGCAUAGUGAUGCAUUUCAUGCUGCCAGAAACACGAGAGAUUUAUGAACUGGAGAAGCUAUGGACUCUGGGUUCCUAUGACGACCAGUUAGUACAGAUGACUCCACAGUCACUGCCAGAAGACUUCAUAUUUGCAGUGACUCCUAAUAGCAGUGAUCAUCUUGAGACAAGAACUUAA
Mesitornis unicolor (brown roatelo) is the source of this 561-nucleotide messenger RNA. It is a transcript of the gene MALSU1, whose product is annotated as mitochondrial assembly of ribosomal large subunit 1. Gene Ontology annotation, molecular function: ribosomal large subunit binding. Gene Ontology annotation, biological process: negative regulation of ribosome biogenesis; negative regulation of translation. Gene Ontology annotation, cellular component: mitochondrion. Lineage: Eukaryota; Metazoa; Chordata; Aves; Mesitornithiformes; Mesitornithidae. The transcript is spliced from 4 exons. The record is from RefSeq and is a predicted model, not a curated record. Bases 1 to 561 code for a protein of 186 amino acids.